This is a messenger RNA of Triplophysa dalaica, 5352 nucleotides long. RefSeq names its product sperm associated antigen 17 (gene spag17). The record is from RefSeq and is a predicted model, not a curated record. NCBI's taxonomy places the organism in Eukaryota, Metazoa, Chordata, Actinopteri, Cypriniformes, Nemacheilidae. Gene Ontology annotation, biological process: axonemal central apparatus assembly; epithelial cilium movement involved in extracellular fluid movement. The coding region runs from base 162 to 5273 and encodes 1703 amino acids. The transcript is spliced from 40 exons. Gene Ontology annotation, cellular component: axonemal central apparatus.
UGCCUGGGUUACCAGAACGCCAAUAGAAACUUUGGUCAAGACGGACAGACUUUGGCUAAUAUAAGUCGCUCUUUAAUAUAAAUAUUAAAACUAUAGCAAAACUGUUGUGGGGAUUAAUUAGAGAGAACGGGUAGGGCCGAAAUAGUGAAUUUAGUUUGAAUAUGCCCCCCAAACGGAUUGCAAGUGUUACUCCAUCUGGGGUUACUCCAGCUAGGGCAGCUUCUGGUAAACAUUGGGACUCAUCUCUUUCUGCUGCUGUAUUUGAAGAGAAUGACUGGAGGGUGAGUGUGUCUUUGGUGCAGACAGAGAAAGCAGAGGACGAACAGCUCAGUAGUGCCCUCAUACAGGCAGUUCAGAAGCCCCUGCGCAAGCUAUUCAGUGUGCUUUCCUGGCAGAACACUCUAGAAAAGAUAAAUGAACUAGGAAACCCAAAGUCAAGAAAGACUAAAGAUGUUCCCAUGUUUUAUGAGGUGACUGAAGUUGCAAAGUCACAGAUGGAUGCUGGAGAGAAAAUUACUGUGGACCUGAUGGCAAAAUUAAUAAAAUUCCAUCUUCUGAUACUCAAAAACAAUGACAUUCAAAGGAGAGCUGCUGAACGAAAGGCUCUAGAAGACAAUGCACAUGUAAAAGGAGAAGCAAAUUAUGCCAGCAAGGAUCAGGGAGGUAAAGGGGCAGUGAAGGGGAAAAAUGACCUUUCAGUUUCAACCAAGAACACCAAACUCAAACGGAGAGGGGAGGAGGAAAACAAUAUUGAAUACAUAGAUGAUGAGCCAGAUGAUGGGCCGCAGCACUACAUCCUAAUGAUGGGGUUUUACCAGCCCCAUCUGAUAUCUGCAUUGAACUCUUUAGGUGUCCAUGUGUCCAAUGUCAUUAAACUGGGCUUAGAGAAAGAAGAUAAAUUGGAGGCUUUCGAAGAAACAAAAGCAGAGGAGAAUCACAACUCACCUGAAGAUCAGGAAGUUGAUUUCUUGAAACAGAAGAGGCAGCAAGAGUUAGAUGUGUUCUGGAAGCAGUUGGAUCAAGUCUUGAACAGUGGGAGCAAAGGAUCAAGACUUUUCGAUGCGGCCAUAUUGAAGUACAAUGUGAAGGGGCAUCUGCUGCCAGAGGACACAGGCAAUGCUGAAGCCAUGAUGGCUUUUGGUGAAGCUAUGUUUGAAGGUGUAGCAUGUCUGGUGUAUGACAGUCUUGACUGGAGAAGACAGCACAAUCAUUAUCUCAACUCCAUGAAUUUGAUCCAGGUUCCAGUGGCCUCCGGACCCAGUCAGCAUUUACGACCACAUAGCUCUAUUGAGGUUAUACAAACUCCAAGGAGGAAAGCAGCAACGGAGGAAAACUCUGCAGAGCCAGAGUCUCCUGUUCUGAGCACAGAGGUUGAUAUGAGAUAUUACUGCGACCUACUAGACAGAAUUGCUCCUGAAAUCACAUCUGUUCCACUCAUCCUGCAUUGCAUGCUUGAGCAGCUAGUGGCAUCAGAACAGAAAGUGAUGUCAGGAUCAGUUGAGUCAAUGCAAAACUCGGAUGAAACAGAUAAAGAUCUAAUCCAUUACAUGGUCUCGUCUGUUAUGUCUCUGCCGAUGCAAGAAGAAGACAGGAAGAAACUGAUGGAGGACUUUGGAAUCCAAGACACACCAACAAAUCUGGAUCAGAAACACCCCCUGCUAAUAAAUCACCAUGAUGAGAGGUCAAGGAGACUCCACCAAUUUUCUGCCCUGGAUGGGUUUAAUCCUAUCAAAAUUGAGGCAGACAUCAUGAAACAAAGCCUGGUGUGGACCGGCCUUGUAUCUAGAUUUCCUGAGAGUUCAUCUGAUAGACUGAGCAGAUCUCAAGAGCUGUGGCACUUCUGCACUGAUGAGUCAAUGAGCUGGUCUGAAGUACAGCGGCUUCUCCAGCUGUUUGUGUUCGAAAGCAUGCGCUUGACUACUGUGGAUGAGAGUGGCAGUCUUAAAGGACCAGACCCUGCCACCCCCACAUCAUGGGACAACCCUGUUGAAUAUUCCAAACACCUAUACUGGAAUAACAGGUGCACACCAGGACCAGAUCAAAUUUCUGCUGGGACUCAGCAGCAAAAGCAGGCUAAUAAAGUGACCAUAACAGACCUCCAAAAGACGUUGAUUCGACAAUUAGGACAUUGGAACUUUGUGGAGAACCACAUUGCUUGUGUUUUUCCUCAGGUCAUUCAGUCUGCAUCUGAAACAUACAGAUGUCUGGAUAAAUUUCACUCCUGCAGAGACAAUGCGAUAUAUGUCUUCUGCCAUCAUCCCAUGAGCCCUCACAGGAGUUGCAAAGAAUUCUGGAAUACAUCCCUUCACACAGAUGUGGGGUUCAGGUACUAUUUAGAAUAUGUGGCUGACUCCAUAAAUGAAUGGACCAGACAAGAAGAGGAAAAAUGGCACCUUGAACAGGAGAGGAAAGAAAAAGAGAGAACUCUCAUACAAACUCCUCCAGAGAGCGACUUGAAAAGAGACUCACCCGUGAAAGCCCCGAUCGUAGACACAGAAAUAUACAUACGAAAGGAUUCUUUAAAAGCAUGGAAAAUGGAGCAGGAUAGAUUAAAUGAGGAGGAGGAGUCAAAAAAGUCAAGUAAGGAGAAAGGAGGGAAGGCCACACCAAAAGUAAAAGAGGAGAUGAAGACCCCUGUUUCCUCAAGAAAGAGCAGAGAGAUUGUGUCCAAAACACCCAGUUCAGCUACACUGACUGGAGACAAGACCGGAGAUGUUCCAGAGUCACCUCAAGGACCACCAGACACAAGAAAAGCAAAUGCAUUCACAGGCUACAAUUUAAAUGGGAAACUUGUGCAGGUCUGCGGGGAAGUUCAGUCUUUCUAUCCAUCUGAUGGGGGACAAAUAGAUAUGGAGAGUUUUCAUUUCAAACAAGGGUUGAAACAACUGAAAAUCUGUGUAAAGAAGGAUGGCCAUCACUUCUACACACACAUUUCAGAGAGAAAGAAAGAACACGAUGAACUGAAGGACAUUGAUACGAUUAAACAAGAUAUUGUUUCAGCCAAUCCAACUGCUCUUGGAGGCAAAGCAGAUUGUGAAACAGAGAAAUGUGGCUUUUUCUACGCUGUACUGGCAAAUGGCAUUCAGCUCUCCUGUAGUCAUACCAGCCCAAACAAGAUAAAAGCUGAAACCCACAAUCCCAUAGUGCCGUGCUCCUGUACUGACCAACAGCAGGGAGAGGCUCCUGAGACACACCAUGAGCACAUGGACAAUUCUUCUGCAGCGUUCCUAAAACUUCACGUGUCUGUUCCCAAUGGACUCAUCCUGUACUUUGAUUUUGAGGAUUUAGCAGAUGGACAUUCUAGCAGUUGUUCUUUGGUGAUAAAACAGAGAUACUAUAACACCGGGUCUCGAUCAUACAUGAACAUGCAAAGAGAGGUCUCCAGGGUCAUUACCUGCAGAGGAACAAUCAUAAAACAUAUGAAAGAUGGAUCUACUGAGGUCCUGUUUGCAGAUGGUACUGUAAGUAGAAGUCCAGACUCAGAACCGGUGUGUGUGUUAGUUCCACAGACACCUGCGGAGGACCAGGAGUCUAUUAAAGAACUAGCAGUGGACACCAAAGGCGUUAAAAACAAGAAGGGCAAGGGUAAUUCUACGGUGAAUGCAGGAGAUGACAUGACUCAAUCGAAAACGGUCGAAAAAGAAAAGCCAUACAGUUUUGAGGUAACUGGAGGCACGUGGACCACCACGACCCCUUCUGGCCUCAGGGUCGCCUCUGUUGCAGGAAAGGAAAUCGUAGCACAGCCGUUAUUGACCUAUCAUGCCACGGACCCCUUCAAUGAAACAGUCGUAGUCACACGGGAGGACAAAGUUCAGUCUGUGUUGAGGAAAGACGGAACCUUGAUAGUGGAUCAUGCGGACGGGACGCGUAUUACCACCUUCAACCAGCAGAGUGAGCUGCAACAACAUCUGAUCUCAGGAGAGAAGCUGGUUCGAGUGGAGAAAACUGAGUUUGCGACAGUGAUAAUGGACUGUGAAGGAAAAGGUUGUGAAGUUCUCUUGGGGGAUGGCACCUCCAUCAGCACAACUGGUCAUGGAUCAUAUAAGGUUUAUCCCUGUGGUGGUGGUGUCCUUCACAUCGAUAAGGAUGGUGGAGCGGUGUACACAUCUCAUCCCUCUGGAACGGACACUGAUCAAUUUGGACAAUAUUUGAUGAACCACAGAGCUGAUGUCCUCUGUCAUGUGAUAGACCCCGAUGGGAACCGGUUUGAAGUUAAUGCAGACGGUCAGAUUGCUGUUAGCAGAUCAAAACAACCAAAAAAUGAAGAGACAGAAAUAGAACUUCAACAGAAUGCGGCUUUUAAAACACACCCACCCAGGUUGUUUGUGGUACAUGAAGAUGGAUCAGCCUCAGAGCUGCUGAGAGCUCAGGAUGUGGAUGAUGUUUUGCAGAAGGCUUACAGUGACUCGUCCAUCGCUGUUCUCACCGACCCACUACCAGAAUCUCUAGAAUCAUGUUGCAUCACACUUCUGAGACCUUGUCCUGAAGAUUCUCACUGGCUCUUAUCCAAGCAUGAAGAUGACAUCAUUCCCACCAAUCUCAAAUCGAGGAAAUGGGAUUCAUUCCCUUCAUCUGAGAAGACAACUCCAGGCCUCCCCUUUGGCACCACACUUGGCUGCGGGCUCGAGAUUAAGAAUAAACCCAAGUGUACGUCAAUUCAAGCCCAACCGGUUUUGGAGUGCCCUGAUGUGCUACUGGUCCGUCAGGUGAUCCAGCAUCCUCCUGUUACUGAACCUCUACGCAGGAAACUGAUGGAGAACAUCAAGGUCUAUUUGGAGCAGCUGCUGGAGAGAGAGAAUCAGCUAGAGAUGAUACAGCCGAAGGACCCACGAUGUGCACAGAUGCUUUGCCUGCCUAAGGCUGAAGAUCCACAAGUUGCCAUGGAACCUCUGUCAGGUGAUGUAGCGUCUCUUUAUACUGAAACAGUGAGCGCAGGCCAACAGUCCAACAACCUACAGGAGAAAACCAAUGAGAAACACACUAAGAGUGUCGAUAAGCGGAAGCAAGAUUCUUUGAGGGAAAAUAGGAUUAAUAGACACAGACAAGAGCUUCAGGAGGAAAGACGACACAGAAUCGCCCUCAGACAUGAGAUUGUUACUCCAUACUUUCACCCUGAGCUGCAGGAGAUGAACUCAUUCUUCACACAUGAGGAUCAAGACUUGAAUUCCCUCUCCAAACAUCUUCCACCAUUUCCACCAAAAAGAAAUUCCAGAGCACCUGGUAUCUCUAUGGAUUCUUCGUCCGUUCACUUACAAAGGAGCUUCGAAAACUAAAAUGUUAAAUAAAGUUAUAAUUAUAAUAUUUUUAGUAACCAGAAAACACUUCAUUUAAAGUAAAAAGACCUUUAUUACA